GGGCCAGGGGCGCGGGGAUAGAAGGGGAGGCGUAGGUCUGGGGGCACCGACUCGGCCAGGCGGUCUUGCGGGCGGAGUCGAGGAGCAGGGCACAGGGCUCUCCCACCCCGCAGCACCGUGGUGGGUCGCGGUCCCACCGUCUUUUGAAUCGCUGCCCCGACGGCCUGGAGGCAGGACCUGUCCUGUCCUGGCUUCUGCACAGGUGGAAACUGAGGUUUUGAGAGGGAGUUUUUGAGAGGGCGUCGCAAGGCGGCCGUCCCGCUGGGCCUUGAAUCCUCUUUUCCGAGUGCCGGAAAAAUGAUGAUGGGGACACAACUGUUGUUGUUGAAAAAGACCAUUUUAUGGAUGAUUUCUUCCAUCAGGUUGAGGAGAUCAGAAACAGUAUAGCUAAAAUAGCUCAGUAUGUUGAAGAAGUAAAGAAAAACCACAGCAUCAUUCUUUCUGCACCAAACCCAGAAGGAAAAAUAAAAGAAGAGCUUGAAGAUCUGAACAAAGAAAUCAAGAAAACUGCUAAUAAAAUUCGGACCAAGUUAAAGUCUAUUGAACAAAGUUUUGAUCAGGAUGAGAGUGGGAACCGGACUUCAGUGGAUCUUCGGAUACGAAGAACCCAGCAUUCAGUGCUGUCUCGGAAGUUUGUGGAAGUUAUGACAGAGUAUAAUGAAGCACAGACUCUCUUUCGGGAGCGAAGCAAAGGACGUAUACAGCGGCAGCUAGAAAUAACGGGAAAGACCACCACCGAUGAUGAAUUAGAAGAGAUGCUGGAAAGCGGAAAUCCCUCCAUUUUCACGUCUGAUAUUAUAUCAGAUUCACAGAUUACUAGACAGGCUCUCAAUGAAAUUGAGUCUCGUCAUAAAGACAUCAUGAAACUGGAGACCAGCAUCCGUGAGCUGCACGAGAUGUUUAUGGACAUGGCUAUGUUUGUGGAGACUCAGGGUGAAAUGAUCAAUAACAUAGAAAAAAAUGUUAUGAAUGCCGCAGACUAUGUAGAACAUGCUAAAGAAGAAACGAAAAAAGCUAUUAAAUAUCACAGCAAAGCACGGAGGAAAAAGUGGAUAAUUGUGGCCGUGUCACUGGUGCUGGUGGCUGUGAUUGCUCUAAUUAUUGGUUUAUCAGUUGGCAAAUGAUGACGUGGAUGACGUCAGUGUGUGCGCCUCUCUGCCAACGAGGCAAAAAUGAUGUUCAUUAUUAUUUGUGUAAUUAUUUUGCUUGUGAUCCUUGGAAUUAUCCUAGCAACAACACUUUCAUAGCAACUGUAUCCCUGGAGCCGUUGGUCCUUGGAGUCAGACCCAUCUGCAGCAGUUCUGCAUCCUUCUAUUUCCUGAGUGGACCCCAGACAUUGUGACGUGUGGCACUGAGUGCCGAUUUUUUAUUAGUGAAUUCAAGAAGAAAACACAACAGAAUGCGUUGUUGGGUGAAAAAACCGUAAGCAGAAUGGAAGUGAUCAGUUAAUCCAAACAUCCUUGGAGUCUAAAUAAUACACCACAAAAUUUAACAAUGUGAAACUUUUUUCAGUGGCCUUAGGAUAAGGAAUUAUUGAAAUUUUCAAUUUUUUUUUUUUUUUUACAUUUCAGUGUUAAAAUGUAUAUGAAGUUUAAUUAGGAAUAUCUUAUGUUAUGAAGCUAUUGGAUUUCAGGUCUAAGCCUUUCUUCCCUCUUCCAGCUAACAUGCUAAGAGACAUUUUUGUAUUAUGUUUAAUUCAUAUUUGUUUAUGUUUGUAAAGAAUUAUUUUUAUUAUCACAGAGCUGUUUUGUAAGAUACCUAUAAUUUUAAAUGUUUAUAAAUUGUUUAAUAUAUUAACACCUUAAUUUACUCCAAUUUUAUUAACUAUUGCCUUUUGAAAGAAAUAGGAAGCUUCAUGAUCUUAGAGCCAUCGUUGCACAGUUGUUUACAAAAUUUGCCAUGGGCAUAGAAAACAUUGGUUGCAGAGUACCCCAAAAAGCCUUUCCAGGGCCUUCUGUAAAAAUUGAUUUAUAAGGUUUAAAUGCGCCUGACACCUCCAGGAAAAUCUUGAUUCUUGUACUUAUCUACAUUACUACCUGUUCUGUUACCCCAGAUAAUAAAUUAGUUAUUACACUGUAAAGACAAUGGUCUCUUCUUUUAUUCACUAAAAAAUAAGGUUUGCGUUUCCCUGUUUACACUAAUAAAGUCUGAAUUUAAGCAGGUGAUAAAACUAAGUUUUAAACUCAAGGAAAUUAUUCCUAGACAUCAAGAAAUUCUUUUAAAUGUAAGCUCUUGUACAGAUCAUCACUGAAAUAUUCUUGUUAAGUACCUACUAUUCUGCUGAACUUUGAAUGUUAAUUCCCAAAGAUUACAGGAAUCUGUGAUAAUGAAACAUUUUUAUUGCUCAUUAAUUUCUUAGUAUAAUAUGCUUUCUUUUUAGACUUGUAAAAUGUAUGAAGUUUUCAUAGGGAAUGGCCUAGAUAUAAGAUAGAUAUAAGAUAUCUAUCUUAUAAGAUAGCAACUAGUCAAAAUGGUAAAUGAAUAUACGAAGGAUACUCGAAGUAUUGUUAACUCUUGUUACUUCUGUGUAUGAUUGUGUAAGCUUGUGAAUCUAUUUUAACAUUGCUUAGUUUGAAAACUAAUGUAGGUAAUGCCUGAUUCCAAACAGUAAGACUGAAUUACACCCAACCGUUUAGAGACUCUGCUCCUUAUUUAUUACAAUUAUGAAUUUCACUUAUUCAUAAUCGAUACUUCAAACUGCCUAGCUUAGAUCCAAGUCUAAGCAUUUAUUUAUGCAUUUUAUUUACUUGGUGAGCAUCACCGUGUGCUCAGAAUGACUGUAGGAGUAUUCUGGCUCCAACACAGGUAUUUCUUAAAUCUUGAAGAGCCCAUCGGUGGGAACUUCUCACUGAUUUGUGCUUAAGUUGAAGGUGUAACUUGUCCCAGAGGAUGUUUAAAUGGUGAGAGAGCAUGCUUGUAUUCACGUAACUUGUGUACCUCUGUCUGAUCAUGUCCACGUGCAGAGGCACUUCAUGCUGGGUGGCCUCUCUCCCCUUGUCCCACCUUCCAGUUAGGUCUUUUUAGUCCUUACCUUUCAUAAUAAUUCUUAAUGUAUUUUUUCACAACAUUCUUCCUGGAUUUGAAGUACUUCCUGAAUUUUUGUCUUAUGGUUGAAGUUAUGAAAAUGCUCUUUGAUUUCUAUUUCGAUUGUUGAAGUUGUUCACUGGCUAACAUUUUAUAUGUCUAACUAAGCCUUGUGUACCUAUUUGAAAUCAGAUUUAAAUAUAUAUAUAUACCUAUAUAUAUAGGUUCAUGUGUUACUUUUUAUCAGUUCUUCAAAUAUUUCAUGUUUACAUUAAAAAAAAAAAUCUCAGAGAACCAAAAAAGAAAUACUUGCUUUCUGCCUUGUCAUUUCUGAAAAGCUUUUUGGGGAGAUAUUUUAUUGCACAUCCAUUAAUAAAUUGUUCUACUAAGAAAA
Molecule: messenger RNA, 3418 nt
Organism: Sus scrofa (pig)
Lineage: Eukaryota; Metazoa; Chordata; Mammalia; Artiodactyla; Suidae
Source: RefSeq, a predicted model, not a curated record